AUGACCAGGAAUGAGCCCGUCAGUCACAUCAGCUCUCUCGCGAGCUCUAGCAACAGCCCUGGUACUGUCAAAUCAGCGAGCACUGAGAACAUAUACUCCGCCGUUACCGUGAAACCCUCAUCGCCAUCAUCGUCCCCCUCGCCGUCGCCAUCGCAGUCUCGCUCGCAGUCACAGUCGCAGUCUCAGUCUCAGUCGCAAUCGCAGUCGCAAUCGCCAUUCUUCUUGACUGCCUCCACUACUCCCGCUCCCGCUUCCGAUUCAACCAUCUCCACUCCCAUUCCCGCUCACUCGCCUACUCCCAAUCCGGCACGAGAUGCUCUAACGCCUACUCCAUCAUCCACUGCCGCUGUUCCCAUUCCUGCUGCGACAGCUUCCCUCGCUGCCACCUCUAAUACCAAUCCCUCGACUGUCUCCUCAACGCCUCGUCGAUACCAUCCUCCUGCUCUCGGUACCGAUGGCAAUGCUUCAUUGAGCAACCAGUGGUCUCCCUUCAAGGAUGAGCCUCAGGUCUCACCAACUGCUACCACAACUACCUUUGCCUCCCGCGCCGGUGCCAAUGCUCAAUCUAAAGACCGUCGCAUGAGCGACCUUGCCAAUUAUCGACGUGAACUCUCCGUUCUCGAGACCUCCCGAGUCCCUCAAAUCCAACAAAUUCCGCCCACCGGUGGUGCGAGCCCUCAAAUAGCACCUUGGAUGAACCAGACUGGUUCCCAUUCGAACUCUUCCAACAUGCAGACCACCUUUUUCAAUGACUCGACCGACAACCUAUCUCUCGCCUCUCAGCUUUCUCCUGGUCAUCAGACUCAUAAUCGCCAACAACAACAGCAGCAGCCACAGCAGCAACAAUAUCAAUACCCCCCACACCCCUCACAGCACGAUGCUCCUGACGGAUCGUACUUUGACGGCAGACGGCCAUCGGCUGCCAGUAUCCUUACUGCGAGCAGUCAGGGCAGCAAGACUAGUAUGACCCGUGGUGGUUUUCGCAAGCUUCAGGGCUUCUUUGGCGAGGAAUUUCCUGGGCGCGAUAGCUCCGAGGGUAGCCUACCCACUUCGCUCGCCGGCAAGGACCAGCGUGGGCGCUCUUACAGUCACAGCCGCCCCACACAUAGGGAUCGCAACUAUUCCAAUGCCACGGAUUACACCCGCGAUGCUUCGCCAUCGUCUUCAAGACCAAGAACACCCGUUCCUGCGCCAGAGGUGGUGCCUUUUCUGUACCAAGAUAACAGUGACAUCGCACGAUAUGGCGAAGCUCCCGUGCGAGACAUCAUGACCGGGCCUGAUCGAGAGCGAUAUGCGGCCGACAACUCCUCACAGAUCCCUCCCAAGACAUCCUCAUCGUCAAGGUCUGGUCAUUCUAUUGUUCAUAUGCCUGGCCACCAUCGACACCAUAAGAGCAACGAUGACCCUAGGACAUUGCGGCCGACAAUGAGCAGAGAUGACACAGCCAUUGGCACGCAGUCCUCGCGCGACCGUGGGGGUAGUAGCACCACCACCGCUAUGUACUCAACGAAAUCUAGAGGACAGAGUCCGACGCCCAGCACUAGAAGUGCAGGGAUGGCUUGGAGCACGAAGUCUUCACAGAUGGACGGACAAACCUCACCAGGUCACCAUCACGGCAAGCGUGGAAUUUUUGGACGACUUAGAAGGCACCACCACAAAGACAAGGAUGAUUCUGCCCGACUUCGCGAUCUUCCCCCAUCGACAAGAUCUCUGCAGCCAAAGACCUCUAAGCCCGACCUUCAUCGCCCUAGUGAUGUAUCAACUUCUACGUUACCUCUCUCCGGGACUUUUGGGCCUGGCGAAACAAGUGAUGUCCCUGAUACACGACCAGCCACGGCGCAACGCGGAGCCACUUUUAACAAUAAGUUUCCGUUUGCCAAGAAGGGACGGCCUCACCGGCCUCAUGAUUAUGUUGAGGAAGCAAUUGGACCGACUGAUCGUGAUCGUAGCGAUCCUAAUGGCAUGUACCAUCUCGACACCAAUUUAAACGACAUGGAGGGUAUUUUGACAAAACCUCCUCCGCUCACCCCUAUGGACACUAGUUUUGUCAACAACAUCGAGCCUGAACGCCACGACUCCAUUAUUUCUACAGCACCAAAAGGUCGCUGGGAUGCUCCGGACAGUUGGGCAGUAAGGCGCAAUACUGAAGAUAAUUCUUAUAAUGGCCCUGAGCUCGACGAGAUUGGCAGCCCACCUCGACCAGAGGAGAAGGGCUCACCAUAUUGUAUUCGCAUUUUUCGUUCAGAUGGCACAUUUUCCACCCAUUCGAUGCCCCUAGAGUCGAGUGUUACCGACGUCAUCUCGCAAGUCAUUAAGAAGACGUAUGUGGUUGACGGGCUAGAAAACUACCAUAUCAUCCUUAAGAAGCAUGAUCUUAUCCGGGUUUUGACACCCCCGGAACGACCCUUGCUUAUGCAGAAGCGACUGCUGCAACAAGUCGGUUAUGAGGAAAAGGACAGAAUCGAGGACCUCGGACGUGAAGACAACAGCUACCUGUGUCGAUUCAUGUUUCUGUCAGCAAGAGAAAGUGAUUUCCACGCCAAAACCACCGACAUGGGCUUGGCCCGGGCUCAGAAGCUUAAUUAUGUAGACCUCUCCGGUCGCAACCUCGUCACAAUACCUAUAUCCCUAUACUCGAAGGCCAUGGAGAUUAUCUCUCUCAAUCUCUCGCGAAACUUAUCGCUUGACGUACCCCGGGAUUUUAUACAGUCUUGCAAGCAUCUUCGAGAUAUCAAGUUCAACAAUAACGAAGCCAGGAAGCUGCCACCCAGCUUGAGCCGAGCAAACAAACUGACGUUCUUGGAUGUUGCCAACAACAGGCUUGAGCAGUUGGAACAUGCUGAACUCAACGCUCUUACGGGUAUGCUUAAGAUGAACCUAGCAAACAACCGGCUCAAGCACUUGCCCUCUUACUUUGGCGCAUAUCACUCGCUUCGCUCGCUUAACAUUUCAUCCAACUUCCUCGACAAGUUUCCAACAUUCUUAUGCAGCCUGCCCAGUCUGGUCGAUCUCGAUCUGAGCUUCAACGCUAUUGCAACGAUCCCUCAAGAGAUCGGCGCUUUGAAGAACCUAGAAAAGUUACUGAUAACAAACAACAGACUGACCCACGCUGUCCCGUCGUCGUUUGGACAGCUUGUCAGUCUUCGUGAACUUGACAUCAAGUACAACGGUAUCUCAAGUAUCGAUGCCAUCUCGGAACUCCCGAGACUUGAAAUUCUCUCCGCCGACCACAAUUGCGUUUCUGCUUUUGUUGGACAGUUUGAGUCCCUCCGACAACUUAAACUGAACUCGAAUCCCCUUAACAAAUUUGAGAUCGUGGCCCCAGUGCCUACACUGAAGACCCUUAAUCUUUCCAACGCUCAACUGGCCAGCAUCGACUCGUCAUUCGCCAACAUGGUAAAUCUUGAGCAUUUGAUUCUAGACAAGAACUAUUUCGUUUCCUUGCCUCAGGAGAUCGGCACUUUGAGCAGGCUCGAACACUUCAGCAUCGCUAAUAAUUCAGUUGGAGAGUUGCCAGCUCAAAUUGGCUGCCUUACCGAAUUGAGAGUGCUUAACGUUCGAGGAAACAACAUAUCCAAACUACCUAUGGAGCUGUGGUGGGCAAACCGACUCGAGACCUUCAACGCCUCUUCGAACGUCUUGGAGCACUUCCCGAAGCCGGCUUCGAGAGCACCACGAGUACCGGGAGAGGAGUCUCAGCAAGCACCUCCUCCGGUCAACGGCAGAGCUGCUCCUCUCGGAACGUUGUCGGCAACUGCAAGUUCGGAAGAGCUAGCUGACGAUCGAAGACCCAGCCAAAACUCGAGCACGCUCCUUAGUGUUGGACCCUCUCCUCUGAAUCUUGGAGAUCGUAAGAGUUCCGUCGUGUCUGUUUAUGGAAAGGGCGGUCGCAAGACAUCAGUUGUGUCAAGAUCCGCUACGCCGUCUGCCCCUACACAAUCUGUGAACGCGAGAAAAGACUCUGGAAUGUCAUCCAGACUUAAUAACACAUUCGCUGGAUCACUUCGAAACCUUCAUCUUGCUGACAAUCGUCUUGAUGAUGACGUAUUUGAUGAGAUCACAUUACUUACAGAGCUUCGAGUGCUUAAUCUGUCUUACAACGAGGAGAUUAGCGAUAUGCCCCAGAGAUCGAUCAAGAGCUGGCCCCAACUUGUCGAGCUCUAUCUGUCUGGAAACGCACUCACAUCACUGCCUGCUGAUGAUUUGGAGGAGUCCAGUCUGCUUCAGGCCCUCUACAUCAACGGCAACAGGUUUACCAACUUACCAGCGGAUAUCUCCCGAGCCAGGAACCUCGCUGUUCUCGACUGUGGCAGUAAUUAUUUGAAGUACAAUAUCUCCAACGUGCCCUACGACUGGAACUGGAAUCUGAACCCCAACCUGAGAUAUCUGAAUUUGUCUGGCAACAAGCGUCUGGAAAUCAAACAGACAGCUUCAGGUCCGCUUGGGCCCGGCGCUGUCAAUCGUGAGGAGUAUACAGAUUUCAGUCGUCUGCUCAACUUGCGCAUUCUGGGUCUGAUGGAUGUAACUCUCACUCAGCCAAGCAUCCCGGACCAAAGCGAGGACAGACGUGUUCGCACGUCCGGGUCACUUGCUAACCAUCUGCCUUAUGGUAUGGCCGAUACCUUGGGCAAGCAUGAGCAUUUGUCAACGGUUGAUCUAGUGGUGCCACGAUUUAAUUCAUCAGAAACGGAGAUGCUAUUGGGUCUAUUUGAUGGCCAGGCUUUGUCUAGUGGUGGAUCAAAGAUCGCCAAGUAUCUCCACGAGAACUUCGGCCACAUCUUCACCAUCGAGCUGAAGGCAUUGAAAACACGCUCGAACGAGACACCAGUCGAUGCACUGCGGCGCUCGUUCUUGGCGCUCAACAAGGACUUGGUUACUAUCGCCAUCCAGCACUCGGAAGAACGGCCGCUUAAGACGCAUAGGGGCUCCGGUCAGCCUGUGAUACUCACCAAGGAAGAUCUCAAUUCUGGUGGUGUAGCAACCGUGGUGUACCUUCAGAGCACAGAGCUAUAUGUUGCGAACGUUGGAGAUGCACAGGCGAUGGUUAUUCAAACUGAUGGUAGUCACAAAAUGCUUACUCGCAAGCACGAUCCUGCGGAGCCCAGCGAACGAUCACGCAUUCGUGAAGCUGGUGGAUGGGUCUCUCGCAACGGAAGGCUGAACGAUCUGCUGCAGGUAUCACGCGCGUUCGGAUAUGUCGAAUUGAUGCCAGCUGUACAAGCGGCCCCUUACAUCAGUAACAUGACUAUUCGAGAGGGAGACGAUAUAAUCAUGAUCGCCACUGGCGAGCUCUGGGAGUACCUGUCGCCUGGUUUGGUAACAGAUAUUGCAAGAGCCGAGCGGCAGGAUCUUAUGCGUGCCGCGCAGAAGCUUCGCGAUCUGGCUAUUGCAUACGGCGCGUCCGGCAAGAUUAUGGUCAUGAUGAUUAGCGUUGCCGACCUUAAGAGACGAGUGGAACGAAGCAGGCUUCAUCGCGGUGCUAGUAUGUCGCUGUAUCCAAGUGGUGUCCCCGACGAUGCUCAGGUCCUCAAUAUUAGAAGGGGCCGAAGAGCCAAAGACAUGCCUGUUCUUGACUCGUCGCUUAACAGGCUCGAAGCAGAGAUCCCAGCACCUACGGGCAACGUAUCGAUCGUCUUCACCGAUAUCAAGAACUCUACCAAUCUCUGGGAGAUGUAUCCCAGUGCCAUGAGAUCAGCUAUCAAACUCCACAACGAGGUAAUGCGCCGGCAACUGCGGCGCAUUGGUGGCUACGAAGUCAAGACUGAAGGGGAUGCUUUUAUGGUAUCGUUCCCCACCGCCACGUCUGCACUUUUGUGGACGUUUGCCGUUCAGAUGUCUCUUCUUGACGUUAAUUGGCCUCAAGAAGUAUUGAAAUCACCAUCGUGCAAGCCCGUGGAAGACAAGGACAAGACCUUGAUCUUUAAGGGACUGUCGGUGCGAAUGGGUAUACACUUUGGCGACUGUGUGAGCGAGACGGAUCCAGUUACGCGACGUAUGGACUAUUUUGGACCCAUGGUUAACAAAGCCGCCCGAAUCUCCGCCGUGGCAGAUGGUGGACAAAUCACUGUCUCGACCGACUUCAUCUCUGAGAUCCAGCGAUGCCUAGAGAGUUACCAAGACACAGAUCGGGGUAAUGCCUCUGGCUCUGAGGAUACAUUCGACGAUGAGACCUACGCCAGCGCCAUCCGGAAAGAUUUGAGAUCCUUGACCUCCCAGGGCUUUGAGGUCAAGGAGAUGGGUGAAAAGAAGCUAAAAGGUCUAGAAAACCCUGAAGUUGUGUACUCUCUCUACCCUCAUGCUUUAGCUGGCCGCAUUGAAAUCCACGAGAGGAAGGAUGAGACAGGCGACAAGCCAGCUGUCCUUGCACCUGGAGGCGAACUCAGUAUCGACCCUGACGCCAUCUGGAAUCUUUGGCGUCUGAGUUUGCGUCUCGAGAUGCUUUGCAGUUCUUUGGAAGGAAACGAGGUUCCAAGUCUGCAGCCACCAGAGACCGAGCUGCUUGAAAGGAUCAAACAACGCGGAGGCGAAGUCACAGAUCGAUUCUUACUGAACUUCCUGGAGCAUCAAGUGAGCAGGAUAGAGACAUGCAUCUCAACCCUGGCGAUGCGACACCUUGCGAUCGGCAGUGGCACUAUCAAGGAACUUGAAGAUCUAAAAGGUCCAAUGUCUGACAUUCUGGACCAGUUCAUGGCCCAGACCAACGAGUUGGCACGGUACAAGAGAAGAUAUGGCGAGCUGCCCAGCUCUAGCCCUGGAAGCAGUGAAGAAGAAGACGAAGACGAAGACGACCCUGACACCGAAGAGGGUAGUGAUACAGAGCAGGAGUUGUGA
This is a messenger RNA of Fusarium sp. VM40, 6831 nucleotides long. The record is from the annotation of a GenBank genome assembly. NCBI's taxonomy places the organism in Eukaryota, Fungi, Ascomycota, Sordariomycetes, Hypocreales, Nectriaceae.